Messenger RNA from Balaenoptera acutorostrata (minke whale), 485 nucleotides. Its product is annotated as 60S ribosomal protein L27a-like. Gene Ontology annotation, molecular function: structural constituent of ribosome. The record is from RefSeq and is a predicted model, not a curated record. The coding region runs from base 1 to 477 and encodes 158 amino acids. NCBI's taxonomy places the organism in Eukaryota, Metazoa, Chordata, Mammalia, Artiodactyla, Balaenopteridae. The transcript has a single exon. Gene Ontology annotation, biological process: translation. Gene Ontology annotation, cellular component: cytosolic large ribosomal subunit.
AUGCACAGUUCUUUGGUCUCGGCCGCCGACACGCCACCCAGACUAAGGAAGACCCGGAAACUUAGGGGCCACGUUAGCCACGGCCACGGCCGCAAUGGCAAACACUGGAAGCACCCGGGAGGCCGUGGUAAUGCUGGUGGCAUGCAUCACCACAGGAUCAACUUCGACAAAUAUCACCCAGGAUACUUUGGGAAAGUUGGUAUGAGGCAUUACCACUUAAAGAGGGACCAGAGCUUCUGCCCAGCUGUCAACCUUGAUAAAUUGUGGACCUUGGUCAGUGAGCAGACACGGGUAAAUGCCGCCAAGAACAAGACUGGAGCUGCUCCUAUCACUGAUGUGGUGCGAUCAGGCUACUACAAAGUUCUGAGGAAGGGAAAGCUCCCAAAGCAGGCUGUCAUCGUGAAGGCCAAAUUCUUCAGCAGAAGAGCUGAGGAGAAGAUUAAGGGUGUCGGUGGGGCUUGUGUCCUGGUAGCUUGAAGCCACAU